UGCGGAAGCCGCCAACGGCGACUGGUAGAUGGUACCGCCAUCGGGAGAGCGCGAACUACUGUCAGAAAUUCAAAGCGCCGCCCUUGGGGGCAAAAAACGGUGAAAGCUAACGUACGAAACCAGAGGGCAGCACAGGAUGCGAUCACGCGACCCUGCCCGUGAGCAAUCUCCCAACUCAUCUCUGGGAGCUACAGUACCUUAUGUAUGUAUAAACAACUAAUUUGGAGAAUUAAACUGCAAGUAUGAAACAGCAAGGGCUGGAGUCAAAGCUAUCAGCAUGUUCUUUAGAAGAAGCUGACAAAUGCCUCUUUGAAUAUUUACAUGCAGAAAUAGUUAAUUAUGUUUUGGCUACAACGUCAGACAAUAAGCAGGAUGGAGAAGAAGAAUUAUCUCGUUUAGAAUGGAUGGGGUUCAGCGUAGGAUAUCGUAUCAUUGAACGAUUGACAAAGGAAUGGGCACGAUUCAAAGAAGAGUUAGACAUGAUCAAAUUCAUUUGCACAGACUUUUGGACUUGCCUUUAUCACAAGCAAAUUGACAACUUACGAACAAAUCAUCAUGGUGUGUACGUAUUACAUGACAAUGAGUUCCGACUACUAGCAAACAUUGGCGCGAAUGGAAGCCAGCAGUACCUACGGGAGAGCCCUCGUUUGCUAGCAUUUACCUGUGGCCUUUUACGUGGUAGUCUUGCUAACCUUGGCAUAGUCAGUACAGUAAAGGCCGAAGUGUCUGCAUUACCAAGUUGUAAAUUCAACGUCCAAGUACAGCGAAUAUAACUAUUCCGUAGGUAUACCUGUAAAUAAGAAUGUAUACAGUUAAUCCCUAAAGGUCUGCAAUUUUUUAUUUUCUUAGCAUAAAAAAUUACUGACAAAGAUGGGUUUAAAGAAAAUAGAAUAGUAUUUAUAUGAAUAUGAUUGUUUAUUAAUAAAAGUAUUUAUGGAUCAGUC
Orussus abietinus is the source of this 944-nucleotide messenger RNA. It is a transcript of the gene Trs33, whose product is annotated as trafficking protein particle complex subunit 6B. Bases 243 to 773 code for a protein of 176 amino acids. The transcript is spliced from 2 exons. Lineage: Eukaryota; Metazoa; Arthropoda; Insecta; Hymenoptera; Orussidae. Gene Ontology annotation, cellular component: cis-Golgi network; TRAPP complex; trans-Golgi network. Gene Ontology annotation, biological process: endoplasmic reticulum to Golgi vesicle-mediated transport; regulation of GTPase activity. The record is from RefSeq and is a predicted model, not a curated record.